AUGAUUUGUGAUGCAUCGACAAUGGCAGACAACACUGUCAAUCUUGCUGAUUCUAAUCACGUCACUUCAAGGACAUAUCAUCAACUUCCUCAACAGCCCACCGCAAUCGGAAAAACCGGUGAACAAUAUGCACAAAUAGAAGAGCUUGUGCAGAAUUUCUCCCUAGUAUGGGCCGAUAAACACUUAGAUGAGAUAAACGAAGAUUUUCGGAAUUCUAUUACGAAGCUGCAACGAACAAUCGAUCUUACAGAAAAAUUUCAUGAUGUUAAUGAAUGUUUACAAUAUAUUUCAAGUUCGGAAAAUAGAAGAAUUUUUCUAGUCGUAUCUGGUAAAUUAGCCAGCCAUGUCGUACCACUGACACAUGACAAGUCGCAGGUUUACGCAAUGUAUAUAUUUUGCUUCAACAAACUAAAGUAUGAACAUUGGGCAACUGGAGAAUGGCCCAAAGUACGUGGUGUAUUUACAGAUAUUAAAUUAAUAUGCACUGAACUUCGCAAGGUAGCAAGAGAAUGUGAUGAUGAAGAUGUCAAAAUUACUGGUCAACUUGAACCGUCAUUUAUGUAUUCGAUGUUAUUCAAGCAAAUAGUACUUGAAAUUGAUUUCGAUCUGAGGAAAGAUAUUCGAGCUCUUGCCGAACAUGCUCGCAAGCUAUACAAAGAUAAACCAGAACAACGUCAAAUCAUCGAUCAAUUUGUUAAAGAGUAUAACGGUAACGUCGACAACAACCCUGUUCGCUGGUAUUCAGGGGAAUGCUUCACUUACAAGAUGUUAAACAAAGCACUUGGUCGAUUAGAUGUUAGCACCUUACUUGAAACAGGAUUUUUUAUGCGCGACCUACAUCAAAAUGUCGAAGAGCUUUAUGAUAAACAAAUGGAAGAUAAUGAUGCCCAAUUCUCCAAAACAGUUUUCCGUGGCGAAGCUAUGAGACCCAAAGAUUUCCACAUCAAAGUGCAAGAAGACAAAUUCUUGUCCUAUAAUAACUUUUUAUCUACAAGUGAAGAAAGACAUGUUGCAACUGACUUCAUCAAGCGAAAACUGAAAUCUGAUCCAACCAAAAUUGGCGUCUUAUUUAUUAUCGCAAUUGAUCCAUCAGUUAAAUCAGUGCCAUAUGCGCGAAUCGCCGAAUUCAGCGAGUAUCCCGACGAAAAAGAAAUUCUUUUUUCGACACACACAGUAUUUCGGGUCCGACAGAUUCGAGACAUACAAGAAGGUGACCUGAGCAUACGCCAAGUCAACUUGACACUGACUAGUGAACAGAAUGACGAAGAACUUACAAGACUAGCCCAACAUAUACGACGAGAACUCACGGGAACUGGUUGGCAAAAAAUGGGUGUUUUAUUAUGGAAAAUCAAUGAAAACAAAAAGGCAGAAGAAAUAUACAAGUUACUCUUAGAACAGGCUGCUAGUGAUUUCGAUCAAGCGUAUUGUUAUAAUCAACUUGGGAUUAUCCACGAUAGCCAAGGAGACUACAAACAGGCACUGGAUUUCUUUGAAGAAUCAAUCAAAGUAUAUCGAAAAAUUCGAUCACAUGAUCAUCCCGAGUUGGCUACUUCGUACGGUAACAUUGCCUUAGUAUAUAACAACAUGGGUGACUACAAAAAAGCACUUGAAUAUAACGAAAAAGCACUUGCAAUCAGGAAAAUAACUUUACCUGAAAAUCAUCCACAUCUGGCUACUUCGUACAGUCACAUUGGUCAAGUGUAUCGUAGUAUGGAUAAUUAUGAAAAAGCACUUGAAUAUUACGAAAAAGAUCUCGAAAUCACAAAAAAAGUCUUACCUGAAAAUCAUCCACAUCUGGCUAAUUCGUACAGUCAGAUUGGUCACAUAUAUAACCACAUGGGUGAUUACAAAAAAACACUUGAAUAUUACGAAAAAUCACAUGAAAUUUUCAAAAUAGCCUUACCUGAAAAUCAUCCCGGUUUGGCAAACUCUUACUUGAGUUUUGCUGCAUGUUAUGAGAAAUUGGGUGAUUAUCCCGCAGCUCUAAACGCACUGGAAAACACUUUACAAAUUCAGAAGAAGACAUUUGAAGAAAAAAAUGAAGCUUUUGCUUGUACAUAUAUUUGGUUUGGAAGAGUGUAUCGCAACAUGAAAGAGUACUCAGAGGCACUGGAUUACUUUCAGAAGUGUCUCGCAAUAUUACAGAUAACAUCACCUGUAAGACAUCCUAACCUAGGUAUCACAUACAGUGAUAUUGGUGAUGUACAUCGCUUAAUGGGUAAUUAUGCAGAGGCAUUUGCAUUUUAUCAGAAGGCAUUAGAUAUUCAAGAAAAUAUUCAAUGCAGUCCAUUGGGUUGUGCAACAACAUAUACGAAUUUAGGCGAAACAUAUCGUGAAAUGAAAGCUUAUGCAACUGCACUAACUUACUAUCAAAAAGCAUUAGAAAUUCAUAAAAAUAAAAUAACAAAAAAACAUCCUCAUAUUGCUACUUUAUAUCACAAUAUGGCAAAACUGUAUUUGUCUACACAAGAAUAUAACAUGGCAAUGAAAAAUAUUCAACAAGCAUUAAGUAUUGCUCAAGAGAAAUUACCUCAUACUGAUCCUCAUCUUGCUGAUUAUCGAGAAACAUUUGUAAACAUUCAAAAACAUUUGUAA
Messenger RNA from Rotaria sp. Silwood2, 2595 nucleotides. Lineage: Eukaryota; Metazoa; Rotifera; Eurotatoria; Philodinida; Philodinidae. The record is from the annotation of a GenBank genome assembly.